UUGUCAGUCAGGGGGAGUAAUCCCACGGGCUCGUCAGCAGAGUUGCUAAGUGGUGAGGAGUGGAACCGUAAUCCGGUUGUGCACCAGACACCAUGGUUGACAACCGUAGUGGGAAGAGUAUUGUUCCCCAGUCCGAGGCCGAGCAAGCCCAGAUCGCUGCCAUUUUGAGGGACAGAAAAAAGAAGAAAGAGCUCCUCAAGCAGGCGAAGCUAAAAGCAAUCGCAGAGGAGCAGGGGGCGAAGAAGAAGAAGUUAGAAGAAGAGAUGCUGAGGUUUCAGAAAGAGAAGAUGAUGAUGUUACAGGGAGAGGAAGAAGAGAAGAGAAAGGCUGCCGAGGAAGAAGCAGCAGCAGAAGAGGAGGAGGAAGAAGAAGAACCUCGUGAGAGGAGGCGCAGGGAAGAGAGAGGAGCAGCAAGUGGCACGAAGGGAGAAGACGCCUGGAUGGAGAAAAAGAUCAGUGAGUGGGUGGCUAAUUUAUCGUUGGGGGAGGAUGAGGAGGCACAAUUGUACGUGCCACAAGAAAAGAAGGAAGCAUUCGCCAGGGUAUUAGAGAUGAUAGAGGAUCCCCUGGAAUGUCAGACAAUAGAGGAUGAGAAGAAGUUGGAGUGGAAGCUGCGAAUGAUAAGGGAGAAGAAGAGAAGGAGGGAGGAAGCCAACCGAGUGGCGAAAGAAAUGGAGAAAGUCAGGGCAUGCAGACCAGAGAUACAGGCACAAACAGAGGUCCCCGCAAAAUAAGAUAAGAUUAUAGGGUACUUGGAGGUCCUGAGUGAGGCCUAGCUAGAGGAGCAUCAGGCCAACAAGGGUCAUGAUGCGACCCUGCAUGCCAUGCGAUCUGCUUUUAGAGAGUUUGCUCGCAACGUGGUUACCCACGUCGGGACCAAAGUCAAAAAGUUAAAGGAAGGCGCAGAGAAGUUUUGUGUCGACGCCAUUGAAGGCGCCAAAGUAGUGGCCACAACAGAGGCUGCAGCACGUCCCCGCAAAGAGUCAGUAAAGCUUAAAUUCCCAG
Messenger RNA from Chara braunii, 1005 nucleotides. The record is from the annotation of a GenBank genome assembly. Lineage: Eukaryota; Viridiplantae; Streptophyta; Charophyceae; Charales; Characeae.